GUAAUUUGCCAUCAUACCGAAUAAAAGGCUGAAGCAACAUUAAUCUGUCAGAACCACAAUUCCUCAAUUCAAAAUGGGAAAACAAAAGGCAAUAAUCAGAAAAAUUGAAGACUCUUUCAGAAUAAGAAAUCUAUUGCUCAGACAAUGUCUUGCUGAAUGUUUAGGAACAUUAAUUCUUGUGUUGUUUGGGUGUGGAGCACUGGCACAAAUUACCCUCAGCAGGGGUACACAUGGACGGUUUUUGACUGUCAAUUUUGCUUUUGGAUUUGCAGUAAUGCUUGGUGUACUAAUAGCUGGCCAAGUGUCAGGUGCUCACCUGAACCCUGCUGUGACCUUUGCUAUGUGCUUACUUGCUCGUGAACCUUGGAUAAAAUUUCCCCUUUACUCUCUGGCACAAAUACUAGGUGGCUUCAUUGGAUCUGGUAUCAUUUUUGGUUUGUAUUUUGAUGCCAUGUGGGACUUCAGUGGUCAAAAUAAACUGUUGGUAUAUGGCCCCAAUGCAACUGCUGGCAUAUUUGCUACUUACCCAUCUGCACACUUAACUCCACUCAAUGGCUUUUUUGAUCAGCUGAUUGGAACGAGUGCUCUGAUAGUUUGCAUCCUUGCUAUUGUGGAUAAGUACAAUAACCCAGUGCCAAAGGGUGUGGAGGCAUUUACCGUUGGCUUUACCGUACUGGUUAUUGGCUUGUCAAUGGGUUUCAACUCUGGGUAUGCUGUGAACCCUGCCAGAGACUUUGGACCUCGUUUGUUUACGGCAUUGGCUGGCUGGGGAGCUGAAGUUUUCACUGCUGGACACUACUGGUUUUGGAUCCCAAUUUUUGCCCCCCUCCUUGGUUCUUUACUGGGCAUUCUGAUAUAUCAACUAAUGAUUGGGAUACAUCUGGAGCCUGUAAACCACAAUUCAUCCACUAGAGAAGAAAAUGUAAAACUGGCUAAUGUGAACUUAAGAGAAAGUUCCUAAUGCAUUAUGGAUCAUGGUCAGAGAUUGUCAAAUUAGUAUUUGGGAUACUCCAUGCAUUUUCUCAUAAUAAAUCCCUAAAUUUGA
This is a messenger RNA of Chiloscyllium plagiosum (whitespotted bambooshark), 1045 nucleotides long. Its product is annotated as aquaporin-3-like. Gene Ontology annotation, cellular component: plasma membrane; basolateral plasma membrane. Gene Ontology annotation, molecular function: glycerol channel activity; urea transmembrane transporter activity; water channel activity. NCBI's taxonomy places the organism in Eukaryota, Metazoa, Chordata, Chondrichthyes, Orectolobiformes, Hemiscylliidae. The record is from RefSeq and is a predicted model, not a curated record. Gene Ontology annotation, biological process: water transport; glycerol transmembrane transport.